Sesamum indicum (sesame) is the source of this 2451-nucleotide messenger RNA. Its product is annotated as putative E3 ubiquitin-protein ligase EDA40. NCBI's taxonomy places the organism in Eukaryota, Viridiplantae, Streptophyta, Magnoliopsida, Lamiales, Pedaliaceae. The record is from RefSeq and is a predicted model, not a curated record.
GAGAGAGAGAGAGAGAGAGAGAGAGAGAGAGAGAGAGGUGUUUUUCUUAAAUGUAAUGAAUGAUCUUUCUUGAGUCAAAAUACACUCUGCAGCUGAAGCAGAAACUAAGUGGAAUUCAAAGAGGAGAGGGUGUCUGUUUUGUUUCUUUGUUUUAUUUCUGGCUUUCCUUUGUCUCUAUUUCUACUACUUAAUCCAAUUCCAUAAAACAUCUUUUAGCACUAUCAUCAUCAUCCAAACUUGGAACCCUACACAAAAUCCAAACCCUCAAACUACUGUCAUAAAUCAGACACAAACUCAGUAAUUGCACAAGAGCAAGCGGGCAAGCAGCUGUUUCUUGGCUAAAUUUUCAGGCAACAAUGGUUUUGGGAUGGCGAAGAGCAUUUUGCACAUCAAUACCAAAGGAUCAAGAAAGGGACUCUCACUCACCCAUCACCAAAGAUAAACCCGCCCCGACUCCCAGUCCAAGACUCACCUCCAGAUUCGGUGGGUUUUUCUCCACCCCAUCAACCCCCCGCCUGCAGUCUCAACCCAUGGUGGCGCCGCCGCCGCCCAGUGCCUCAGUUCCCAGCAACUCAGCUCCUCAAAGCCCCAGACUUCAAUGCAAAACCAGAGACAGCCCCAGAUUCUUCCACCACCGCUCCAGUACCCCUUCCUCACCUCGCUCUCCAUCCACCUUUUCUUUACUCAAAUCAAGCAUGCGCCUCUCCAAGAGUAGGUGUGGGAUAUGCUUACAAAGGGUUAAGACAGGGCAAGGGACGGCCAUAUUCACGGCGGAGUGCGGCCACAGCUUCCAUUUCCCGUGCAUCGCGGCGCACGUGAGGAAACAGGGGUCUCUCACGUGCCCCAUUUGCAACUCCACAUGGAAGGAAAUGCAUCUUUUGCACUCUGAUUACAGUUCCAAUUUCAAGAACGAUACGAGAUGCAUAUUCAAAACGUAUAAUGAUGAUGAGCCGCUGUCGUCGCCCACAUGGGGAGCGCGGUUCAACCCGAUACUUGAAUCCGAUGAGACUGAAGAAGAAAAUGAGGAGUUUCCGGGCUUUUUCGUUGCUGAUAAUGUGAUUCCAGCAGAGAUGAAGGCAAGAAACGUGGAGGUUGCCCUGUCGUCCGAGGCGGCGGUGGUUUCAGUGGGUAAGAGGAGCGAGACUUACGUCGUUGUCUUGAAAAUCAAAGCACCGGCGGCGACUGCUCGGAGGGCUCCCAUUGAUCUAGUGACGGUGCUCAACGUCAGCCGCAACAUGACGGGUGAUAGGCUUCAUCUAAUGAAAAAAGCAAUGAGGUUGAUGGUCUCGUCCCUCUCCUCAGCCGACCGCUUAUCCAUCGUGGCGUUCUCCACCGCCUCGAAGCGAUUGUUGCCGCUCCGCAGAAUGAACACCGGCGGCAGGAGGGGGGCGCGUAGGAUAAUUGAGGCCGUCGUGGCCUUAGACGGUGCCGCCACCAGUGCCAACGACUCACUGAAAAAGGCCGCCAAGGUUAUCGAGGACCGCCGCGAGAAAAACCCUACAGCAAGCAUCGUGCUUUUCACUGAUGGUCACCUCGGUGGCCCCCUCGUGUCGUCGACCAGGUUCUCGGACAUGGACAUCCCCGUUCAUUUCGUGAACCUAAGCGCGUGUCUCAACGCGCCUCCGGACGAGACAUUCGCAAAAUACAUUAGCGGUUUAUUAAACGUGGUUAUUCAGGAUCUGAAAAUUCAUCUGGGAUUCACAUCCGGUUCGGCUCCGGCGGAGAUCUCCGCCGUUUAUUCUAACAAGGGUAAACCGGCAUUUCUUGGAUCCGGGUCAAGUUGGUGUCGGGUCGGGGACUUUCACUCCGAAGAAGAGAGAGACUUGUUGAUAGAAUUGAAAGCCCCAUCAUCAUUCGGAGGCUCCCAACAGCGCCUCCUAUCCGUCCGAUGCUCAUACAAUGACCCGUCGACCCAACAACCUAUACACGAGAAAGAAAGGCGGCUCCCGGUUCCCCGUCCACGCUCCGGCGGAUCCUCCACCCGCGACAUCCAACGACUCAGAUGCCUCUUCGUCACUACACGCGCUCUGGCCGAAAGCAGGAGACUCCUCGACAUAAAUGACGUCGGCGGGGCUCACCACAUGUUGGCUUCAGCUCGGGCUCUGGUUCUGCAGACAGCUUCGGCUGCGGGUGAGGAGUUUUUGCGCCGGCUGGAGGCUGAUCUAACUGAACUGAGUUGGAAGAGGAAGGAGGAGAUGCAGCGGGGGCGGCCGCGAAGGAGGAACAACCACGAAAAAGAAGCCGGGCACACGGAGGACAAAGCCGACCCGCUUACUCCCACGUCAGCUUGGCGGGCGGCUGAGCGGCUGGCUAAAGUCGCCAUCAUGAGAAAGUCUUUGAAUAGGGUCAGCGAUUUACAUGGCUUUGAGGAUGCUAGGUUUUAAUUUCUUUUUCUUUUUUCUGUUUAUUUGUUAGAAUAAAAUUGAAAAUAAAACCUUGUAUAAUAAUUAA